Messenger RNA from Diuraphis noxia (Russian wheat aphid), 1216 nucleotides. RefSeq lists its product as uncharacterized. The record is from RefSeq and is a predicted model, not a curated record. Lineage: Eukaryota; Metazoa; Arthropoda; Insecta; Hemiptera; Aphididae.
GACGGCAGCAGUUCUUCGCCGACACGUAUCCGGCGCUGUCUGCAAGCCACAUCUCAUCACCACAUCGUCUGCAGCAGUUCCGUUUGAUUUCUAUCAAUYCGCAAUUGGCGUUUAUUAUCGUUUCAGUUCAUACAUCGCCCAUAUCCGCUUUUUCUACCGUAUCAUAUCCGGUAAUAUCGGAUAAGGUCUAUUGCGGGUUGACGAGCUGACCCUCGGUCGCCGGCGGGCUUCCAUAAUUGUCGUCAYACAAUUACAUUCACUCAAACCAUCGUAUACUUAUAUCGAGUAAUCCCCCGUGCCUGUACGACUUCCCGCUGACGACGCGGACGUCGCAGUUGCGGCAAUCACCACGACGAGCCGACGACAUGAGAUGCAGUUGGCCGCCAGACGGAUCCGAUGGUUGUGUUUGUUGUGCGCGUGCGCGCUGGCCGAUCAACGCGUCAACACCGCGAACAACGACACUGCACAAACAGGGUUGGGAGAUCAGUGUUUCCAAGACGACACGUGUCAGUUGCAUGACAAGCACGCGGUGUGCGCACAGGUGGACCACAACGCAAUAUGCAAGUGCAAACAGGGCUACCACAUCGUUACCGUUUCCAGGCCUACCAACGCCAGGAGCAGUUUUUGCGCCCAAGACGAUUCGGACGGCAAAGCUGGCGGUUCGUCGCUGCUCGGCGUCGUGGUCGGCCUGCUAGUGUUCUCGGCGCUCAUCUGUUUCGGGCUGCGCCUGUCCACGGCMUCCAGACCUCGGCAUUUCCCGACCACCAACUUAUAUCCGAACAAGCUGCUGUGCUCACGUCAAACUAAGGCAUCUUCGAGCAAACAUUACGGCACGUCAGACUCUGCGGCGGCCAAUGGCCAACAAGAAGAUGAGAGUAGUGUCGGUCAAUCGGAGGCCAAAGACGAUGAGACCAACAGGGUUGGAGCUGCCAGGGCAGCUGCUUUCAUAUUGAUCUCUUGCCGGCCAUCUACGUCGGAGUCACCAACGGCCUCGCCGGGCAGGACAAAAAGGGCAAAAAAAUUGGGUUAUGGCCGCACUGGCAGCGAUCCAGCUGUGCACAGCACAUCAUCAGUGAAAACAUACAACUUGAAAUGGUAUCAAAGGGACCAGCAGAGAAGGCAUUCGACAAAGAACAGAGAAGCAAAAGGCACUCCACCUAGUCAUUGUUCGACCGAACAACUAAUACAAAAUAGCUCUAAAUWWUACAACUGUUAA